Molecule: messenger RNA, 5222 nt
Organism: Myxocyprinus asiaticus (Chinese sucker)
Lineage: Eukaryota; Metazoa; Chordata; Actinopteri; Cypriniformes; Catostomidae
Gene: pygo2
Product: pygopus homolog 2 (Drosophila)
Exons: 3
Coding region: 838-2565 (575 amino acids)
Source: RefSeq, a predicted model, not a curated record
UACGGCUGUCCCUCUUUGUCCGGCAACGAGUAGGCCGCAAUUAACAUGGCCAAUUUCGCGUUUGGGGAUUAAAAUUAAAUCGUAAGUCUAUUUGACAUUGAUUGUUUGUCAUAUGAGGGUUGACAUCCAUGUCUUGAUGCAACAGUCAGGUGUAUAUGAAUGAGCUGUGUGAGCAAUGCUUCACAUUAUGUACCUUGCUUGCUGAGGGCUAAACGGCUAACGGUAGCUUGCUCGCGAAUUCAAAUCACGUUUGAAUUAAAAUUUGUGAUGAAUUCGCGCGUAACGCGUGAUUUACAAUCACAUUACACAUUCGGAUCGAUCGCGGUUUAAAAAUGGGGACACGUGCUUGGUGUGUUUGCUUUAAAUGUCAUUUAGAUAGGUAUCCAGGUAGAUACACAUCUGUAUGUGAUCACAUUGCAGGCAGGCAGAUGUGCAAUCACACCUAGUCAAAUCAUAAUCAUUUAUAAUAACUUUAAUAUUGCAUUCCCUGCUCUAUCAGCGGCUGGUUUGCGUGCUUGCAAAAAUCUCUCGUUUAUUAACUCAUUGUUUUCAGUUGUGACGCUUUUCCAGAUAGUAUUAUUAUUUGGGAUCUCAUGCAUCUAAUGGAUGCUACAGCUGACUCAAAACCUUCAUGUAUCCUUUAGACAUGUUGCAGAAUAUUAGAUACCUGACCUCAUUGGCCUAUUGGAACAGGUUCAGUUUUAUUUAAGCAUUUUCACGUGCAAUUCAUACCUGGGGCGGCGGGGUUGGUGCUCGUUGGACCCGAGGAGGUAUACGUCAAUUACACACAUUUCUUUAAAUGAACGGUGACAUGGCACCGCACCGACAGUCAUAUUAAUGGCGGGACAACAGGCGGGACAGAGUCAAGGAAAACGAGGCAAAGGUUCCCAGAUGAAGAGCCCAGAGAAAAAGAAGAGAAAAUCCAACUCUCAGGGGGCAGCGUUCUCCCACCUCUCUGAGUUUGCUCCCCCUCCCACUCCUAUGGUGGAUCACCUGGUGGCCUCUAACCCUUUUGAUGAUGACUUUGGUCCGCCAUUGCGGCCUGGUGGAGGAGGUGGUCCAGGUGGUGCCUCAUUCCUGCCUAGCCCAGGGGCAGGCGGAGGAGGCUAUGGCGGGCCCGGCCGAAUGGGAGGAGGUAUGGGAUUCAUGGGUGGGCCUGGAGGACCUGGAGGUGGCCAACCUGGCCGAAGACCACCAUUUGGUCCCCCGACACCAAACGCUGGACCACACCACCCACUUGGAUUUGGAGGCAUGCCUGGCUUUGGAGGUGGAGGAGGCGGAGGAGGUGGUGGAGGAGGUUUUCCACCUGGAGGGCCAUCCCAGUUUAACAUGCCACCCAAUUUCAGCCCUCCCAUGCACCCUGGGCAGGGCUUCAACCCGAUGCUGUCUCCUGGAGGAAUGGGUGGUGGUCCAGGAGGCGGAGGAGGUCCGCCUCACCCGCGGUUUGGGAUGCAUCAACAACAGCCUCCACAUGGGCAGGGGGGCCAUCCCUUCAACAGCCCACCUUUACCUGGGGGCCCUGGCCCUCGUGGGCCCCCGCAUGGCCCCAUGAACCCUAUGGGAGGUAUGGGAGGAGGAAUGAACAUGAUGGGAAUGGGUGGUCCAGGUGGAGGUGGUAAUAUGGUGGGCGGACACCCAGGUAUGCCUCCACAAGGACAGUUCCCUCCUGCACAAGAUGGUCCAUACCCUGGAUCAAGUCCCCCUGUAGGCGAAGAGGGAAAGAACUUUGGUGGUCCAGGUGGUGGUCCACCCAUCCCCUCUCAACAGCAACCAACCAACCUUAAUCCCUCUGGUCCUCCAUCCAACAACGCAACCCCUGGUCCAUCCCCAGCCCCUGGACCUCCACAGCCUGGAGGAGGUUUCCAAAGUCAUCCAGAUGUCCCACAACCCAACCCCAACACACCAGGGCAACCCCAGUCGGCUCCUCCACCCCUCAAUCCCAACUCUUCCCCAACGGGCCCUCUUAAUGGUCCACAGCCCCAACAAACGCCAACCAAUCAGCAUCCUGCACCCAACUCUACUGGUGGCCCUGGCCCCAACACUCCAUCCAAUCAGCAGCAACCAACACCACCAAACUCUACCCCAGGAUCUGGACCAUACAGCCAGCAAAACAAUGCUCCAGGAGGGUCAAUGUCAAACCAGCCGCCCAAUUCCAACCAGAACAACCUUAACAACAGCAGUGGCGGCAACACUCCAGGUAGUAACCCCAAUCCAACAUCCAAUUCCAACUCCACACCGAACACCCAGUCCCCACUUCCCAGUGGGCCUGCUCCGCCAUCUGCUGGCCCAGGCUCCGGUCCCCCAAAGCUUGGUGGAGGUAUGGUUUUCCCCUGUGGCCUCUGCAUGUCAGAAGUUCACGAUGACCAAGAGGCCAUCUUAUGUGAGGCAUCAUGCCAACGCUGGUUCCAUAGAGACUGCACAGGCCUAACGGAGCCAGCAUAUGGCCUGCUAACCAGAGAGAGUGCUGCUGUGUGGGCCUGCGACUUCUGCCUCAAAACAAAAGAGAUUCAAGCGGUUUAUGUGCGCCAGGGACUGGGACAGCUUGUGGCUGCCAAUGAUGGCUGAGGGACUGUUAUUAAGAGAAGGGGAAGUGUAUUUCUUGGUGCUCAAGGGUUGUGUUUCACAGUAAGAAAUGGCAAAAUUGAAAUGGAACUGAAAAAUAAGACUGAGAACCAGACCUCAUUAGCACUUUUAGGCCCCCUGUUUCUAAAUAAAGUCCAAAAACCAGAUGUGGAGAACUUUAAAAUCUUUGUAUAUAGUAUACCAUGGCACACUUUCAAACUUUCAGGUUUAUUCCGUUUUGAGAUGCACUCACUGGUCUUCAUUUGUCACAAAAAUGUGGAGAAUUGGAUUAGUUAUUUGAUUCUGGCCACAAUGAAAAGGCUAUGAUUAUCGUAUUCAAUACAUAUGUACGAGAAUUGAUGCUUUUGUGUGAUAUACCCUAAAUCAGCCCCCAAAGAGCUGUCCAACCUUGUUUUUUCUGUUUCAAACUCCAACUUGUUGAUCUGCAAAGCACUGAUGCCAACUGCUACCUCAAUUUGACAAAAGUCUGGCAAAGAACGCUUUGGCAUUAACUAAUGUAAUGGCAAGAGUCUGUAGUCACCACAUGACCUCUCCUCUCAGUGAUCUCUGUUUUAGUAUAUCCAAAGGUAACUGGCAGCAUCCUGCACCUUUGACUGACAAAAGGCAAAUAAAGGCAUGUAGAUAAUGAACAUUCACUAUGUCCAUUGUGGAAUACUGGUGAGAUCUUCAAAAGACAGAAAUUAGGGUCUUGUGAUUAUUGGUCAAUAAAACUCUUGAUUGUUUUUCUUCAUGUACAGCUACUCACUGUUUUUUCACACAAAAGUGGACAUUGGUGGAUGAUGGCGUAGCGAAUAGUGAUAAUCCAUAACUGUAUCAGUGUAUGUAUGUAGUCUUUGGAUUGCAUGUGAGCCAAUGCAGUACUUCAUCUGUUUUAAAUUGUUACUUUCUGAUGUUCCGAUUAGGCCUCAUCCUGGGCUAUGAAGUAGACCAAAUUACAGACUAAAUCGGAUGUUGUCGCAGAGUAAGAUUUUUGCCAUUUUUUUUCUAUUUUUGAUUUCUACAUUUCUGUCUAAGGUUGCCUUUUCUUAUUUGUUAUUUUGAAUGUACUUGUGUGUAUGCUGUUCUGUGUGCUUGCUCUGGUGCCCUCUAUUGGCCAGCAUUGAGUAGUAAUAUGGGGGUGUUCGGGGCUCAGGCUCAUACUGAAAGAAGUAAACUUAAUUGUUUUUUUUUUUUACGAGUGUCUGUUUUUGUGACCUUUUCAUUCUAUUAAAUUUGACAUUUGACCACCCUUUAAACCAGGCUAUGAAAUUUUAGACAUCAUAGAAUAAAUUUUAUAAGUCAUUAAUUUUGAACAGUUAAUGAUAUAGGGAAUGUUAAAAAAUGAUAAAGGUAUGCUAAAUUAUUUAAAAACAUCUUUCAAUUAUAAUUGGUAUUGCUUCUUUUUUCAGAUUAACAUUUUUAUUGGUUGAUUCUCAAACAUAACACAGAACAAAGCAAAAUAUACAUGCACAGAGUCAACCAUUAUCCCCCUUAACCACUAUUAAUUCCCUAUUCCCCUCCCAGUCCCCAACCCCCAACAAACAUUCCCGUGGUCCAAGCCUGAGUAUAUACAUAUAAACACGAACAGAGAAUAAAAAAGUUUCUCUCCACAUGGCCUUCACCGUAAGCCUUCAAGAAAGGUCAUGUAUUUAACCUAUUUCUUACCAUAUGCAUCAAAUCUGCCAAGCUGUUUGUAUGAUAUCUUUUCGAAUGCCGCCACCCUGCUCAAUUCGGUGAACCAUUCUUGACAUGAGGGAGUGCCAAUUGACUUCCAUCCUCUUAAGAAUUAUAGUUUGGACCCAGCUUUUUGUAUAUUUGUCACCUACUUUAAUAACCUCCCCAUCACCCAAUAUACAUAGUCCGGGGCAGAAUUAAAUUUGAGUAUCUAAAACCUCACAGAUAAAAUUCUGGACAUUCAACCAGAGUUCUUGAAUCUUGGCGCAGAACCACAGAGCACGGGCUAUGUCUCCAUCCUCUAAGAAGGUAAAGUGUGUCUUUUAAACCAAGACUAAACAAUCUAGGGGGUGUCUAAUAGAAACUAUGCAAAAUCUUAAACUGAAUACGGUGUACCCUUGCACCUCUAGACAUAGUUUUAAAAAUGUUUUACAUUUUUUUCCAAUUCCCCAUCCUUUAAUACCAAGUUCAAAUCUCUUUCCCAUAACCUCUUAAAAGCUGUUUAGACAUCAUAGAAUAACUCCAAUAACCAAGACUCUGAAUCAACGAGGAAUAAUACACUGAAGCUUCAUACCCCUUUCCAAAGGCUGUGAGCACCAUACAGAACUGCCUUAAGCGCCUCCCAUGCCACGCCCACAGAGGACACUAAGGAUCAAUUGGCCUCCACAUAAACAUUAACUUCUGUCUUUAACAUUUGUUGAAAUGUUCCCAAUUGAGCAAUCAGUAGCAAAUGGAAAAAGUGACUUGUAUAUAUAAAAUAAAUCUACUGUAGAGUAAAUCUUUUGAACUGAUUAAAAAAAAGGUGUAGUCCCUCCCAGAUGAAUUCAGAAGUCUCCAAAUAUCUGUAAGACCAAGAUUUUUACACAUCUUUUUUUAUUAUUUAUUUAUUUAUUUUUUUUUAAUUUAUUUUAUUUAUUUAUUUUAGCGCAAGAACGCGUUCGGUCUGAACAGCUCUUUUUCUGGGAAUUCUAAGUUUCUGUUGUUGU